Messenger RNA from Felis catus (domestic cat), 5237 nucleotides. It is a transcript of the gene LRCH3, whose product is annotated as leucine rich repeats and calponin homology domain containing 3. Bases 43 to 2364 code for a protein of 773 amino acids. The transcript has 21 exons. The record is from RefSeq and is a predicted model, not a curated record. Lineage: Eukaryota; Metazoa; Chordata; Mammalia; Carnivora; Felidae. Gene Ontology annotation, molecular function: protein binding.
CGCAUGCGCUGAGCCGUGGGCCGGAGAGUUGUCGGCUGGGAAAUGGCGGCCGCGGGCUUGGUCGCUGUGGCCACGGCUGCAGAGUACUCUGGCCCUGUAGCGUCGGGAGGUAACCUCUCCGGUGUUAACUGCGGCCCAAGCUCCGGAGCAGGUAGUGGUCCUGGCCCGGGUUCGUGGAGCCGCUCCCUCGAUCGAGCGCUAGAGGAGGCGGCUGUGACCGGGGUGCUGAGCCUGAUCGGCCGGAAACUGAGGGAGUUUCCCCGGGGAGCGGCCAACCAUGACCUGACGGACACCACCCGGGCGGAUCUGUCACGAAAUCGCCUCUCAGAAAUUCCCAUAGAAGCAUGUCAUUUCGUUUCUCUUGAGAAUCUCAACUUAUACCAAAAUUGUAUUCGGUAUAUACCAGAAGCAAUUCUAAACCUACAAGCUCUAACAUUCUUAAAUAUUAGUCGGAACCAGCUGUCAACAUUGCCAGUACAUUUGUGUAAUUUACCAUUGAAAGUCUUAAUUGCUAGUAAUAACAAAUUGGUGUCACUUCCAGAAGAAAUUGGACAUCUCAGACAUUUAACAGAACUUGAUGUGAGCUGCAAUGAGAUUCAAACAAUACCUUCCCAAGUUGGUAAUUUGGAGGCCCUAAGAGACCUUAACGUCAGAAGAAAUCACUUAUUACGUUUGCCUGAAGAGCUGGCAGAGUUGCCUUUGAUAAGGUUCGACUUCUCCUGCAAUAAAAUUACAACAAUCCCCGUUUGUUAUCGGAACCUCAGGCACCUACAGAUGAUCACCCUAGAUAACAAUCCACUACAGUCUCCUCCUGCACAGAUAUGUAUAAAAGGCAAAGUCCACAUAUUUAAGUACCUGAACAUACAGGCUUGUAAGAUUGCUCCAGAUCUGCCAGAUUAUGAUAGGAGACCCUUGGGUUUUGGCUCCUGCCAUGAAGAAAUGUACUCAGGACGCCCUUAUGGAGCCCUUGAUUCAGGUUUCAAUAGUGUGGACAGUGGUGAUAAGAGAUGGUCAGGAAAUGAACCUACAGAUGAAUUUUCAGAUCUGCCUCUUCGAGUAGCAGAAAUUACUAAAGAACAAAGACUACGAAGAGAAAGCCAGUACCAGGAGAAUCGCAGCAGUUUAGUAGUAACAAAUGGUGGAGUGGAACAUGAUCUGGAUCAGAUUGACUACAUCGACAGCUGUACUGCAGAGGAGGAAGAAGAUGAGAUGAGACAGCCCAAGGGCCUGGACUCAGACAGCCUCAGUUCCCAGUUUAUGGCAUAUAUCGAACAACGGCGAAUCUCUCAUGAGGGUUCACCCAUAAAGCCAGUACCUCUGAGGGAGUUUCAAAAAACAGAAGACAUGAGAAGAUAUUCACAUCAAAACAGGGUUUCAUCUGAGCCGUCUUCUCUCAUGUCACUGUCACCAAGUCACAGUCAGUUAUCACAUGCAGACUUGGAAAUUCUUCGGAGAAGAGAACAAUUAGUAGAGCGUACUCGGAGAGAGGCACAGCUUGCGGCCCUACAGUAUGAGGAAGAGAAAAUAAGGACCAAGCAAAUUCAAAGAGAUGCUGUCCUGGACUUUGUCAAGCACAAAGCAUCACAAAGUCCACAAAAACAGCAAUCCCCCUUAGAUGGUGAGUGUCCCUUCCCAUCCAGAAGGUCUCAGCACACUGAUGAUAGUGCCUUGUUAGUGUCGCUGUCAGGGUUGAAUCAAGUGGGCUGUGCAGCUACCCUGCCUCAUUCUUCUGCCUUCAUGCUUCUUAAGAACGAUGACAGAUCUAAUACCAUAUCAAGUUCACCUACAACAGAAACAGUUCAUCAUUCCCCUGCAUAUUCUUUUCCUGCUGCUAUUCAGAGAAACCAGGCCCAGCGCCCUGAAAGCUUCCUUUACCGAGCAGCUGUCAGGGCAGAAGCAAAUAAAGGUCAUGCUUCACCCCUUCUUUCAUCUUCUGCACCUCCCACUGACUCUGCAGAUCCCAUAACAAGACCCAAUUCAAGACAGAGAGAAGAAGAGCUGGAAUUAAUGGAUCAACUACGGAAACAUAUUGAGUACCGGUUGAAAGUAUCACUGCCUUGUGAUCUGGGAGCAGCUCUAACCGAUGGUGUUGUUCUUUGCCAUUUGGCCAAUCAUGUGCGGCCUCGAUCUGUCCCAAGCAUCCAUGUCCCCUCACCAGCUGUACCUAAAUUAACAAUGGCAAAAUGCAGGCGGAAUGUGGAGAAUUUCCUAGAAGCUUGCAGAAAAAUUGGUGUACCUCAGGAGCAAUUAUGUUUGCCUCUCCACAUUUUAGAAGAGAAAGGUUUGAGCCAGGUUGCGGUGACGGUCCAGGCUCUCCUGGCACUUGCCCCCCCCAAGCAGCAGCACCCGUCAUCUGCUGUGUAAGGACCCCCAGCACCUGGGCGUUGGCCUGGCCAAACCGGAGCAGGACGCGAUUGCUGCUGCCAGCCGUCUGCUUAAACAAAGCUCUUAAGUGUUCUUAAAAAGGACUGUUUCCAUGAUUCCUAACAGGAAUAUUUUGCUUCAUGCCUCCAUUUUAGGGGAGGUUAUAUUCGUUUCCAUUGAACUGUUUAGGAAGACACGGUUGGUUUUCACAAAUGAAACUUAAUUCUGUCAUUACUGAGAACGCAACACUGAAGCCUAAACUGGCUGUGCUUUCCUAGAGAGUAGGCUUGUCUCACAUACCAGAAAGAAACUCCUCAAAAGGCUAUUUAGCUCCCCUGAAAGCACAGACAUGCUAUUAUCUUUACCUGUUUCCUGGUUCUGGAGUCCUCUGGUUUCCAAAACUGGUUGUUCAUUAGAAUCUCCUGGAGCAUUUGUUAAAAUGCAGAGUCUCAUUUGGUAGGUCUAAAGCGAGGCCUGGGUAUCUGCAUUUUCAACAGAUGUGGUAGAGACCACUGUCUCAAGCUAGAUAUUUGUAUGAUGUGGGGAGUAAUGACUCCACUCUGUCAGCCACAUUUAAAAUCAGAAGCUAUAUAUUAAGAUUUUUUGGACUGUCUGUGCAAGGCAAGACAAAAAUAACAGAACUGGGUUUUUUGGACAAAAUACUUAUGUCCAGGCAGAACAAAUAUAAUGUAGAAGGCCUAGAUUUUUAUGUAGUAAAACCAUUUCAGAGAGUUAAGUUGUAUAUAAGGCCAGAGUCAUAGGCCACCCCCCUACGCAGGCUGGCCACCACCACUUAAAGCUUGGUUCUGUGUGACAUCCUGCUAUUCUCCACACUUUAUAAACAGCACUCUCCACACAGGUUCCAAAUCCUUAGGCUGGUAACAGGCACUACUCACCAUUUGCAUUGAGCCCUCCCAUCCUCUUCCCCCCAUGCUGCUCCCGGGAUACCUGGACCUGCACACACCUUCCACCCACAGCAGAAUACACUUCCGGCCCUCUGCCUAAUGCAAGAUUAUGAAAACAAAGCAAAGGAAAUAAAGGAAAAACCAAGUUUCUUAAUUUCUUUCAGGUAACAGCUGGUUUCCGUGGCUGAAUCAAGCCAGUUUCCGUGGCUGAAUCAAGCCACUUGUGGCAUCUUAAAAAACAGCGUGCUGUGUAUCUAGUUCAUCUAACUCUACCACUCGUGCCUUCUUUACUCAAUCAUGGGCCAAGUGAAAGGGCCCAAGAUCUCAUGUAACAAAGCUGGGAGCCUUUGUUCAGGUUUAAGCCACUAGGGUCUUUCUUACCCUGUAUUUUGAACCCCUUUUAGUUGUCAGCAUGUCUUUUGGUAUUCACUGCCUUUAUAAACCGGGUAAAUAGACUUAGUGAAGAUACUAGUUAUCCGGGGUUGUGAAUUGUUCUGGAUUUACUUUACCAAUGCAUGCAUUUGAGCAAAAUGUUCUCUAUCACGUGAAUGCAGCAUCUAAAAGGAAAAUCAUGGAGUAUCCGGUCAAAAUAAUGUUUUCUCCCUGUUCUCACAGGGAAACAAAUUCAGCAGAACAUUACCACUUUGUCCAAGUUUAAUAUUAAAGAACAUAAAGCAUCUGAGCUCAAAACCCAGUCCUUCACUGUUCUUACAGAACAAAAGUAAAAUGUCUUUUAAGUGUUUAGAGCCAGACCCCAUUAUAUUUACAGUUCCAAACAUACCCACCAAUUGGGACUUGUUUAGAAUUUGUGUGCAUUUUUAAACUAUAGGUAUUUCUCCUUCUAGUCAACAUUAAACCUCAGUACAAUCUCUGAAUAAUAGAAGUCAUUUGAAAUUCAGCAAAGAACAGGACUGUUUUGUCACCUACUAUGCAAGAAUAACCCCAGAAGACAUACAUAAUACAACAUUUGGGACAUUUGCAACUAAUUAUCCCAUAUGAAUAAAUGGAAAUUUCCACUUAUUUCACAUUUCACACAUAACGUGAAACCUUAUUAAUGUAUUCUUAUCAAACUAAUUCAAAUUUAUAUUUGAAUUGCUAGAAAAAAAUUGUGUACAGUUUUGGUUGAUAAUGAAAGAAAAAUAUCAAGCAUAUUGAAUUUCUUUCCUUUGUCAAGAUGCAGAAACAUUUCAUGAUGGUUUUGUUGAAAAAUUUUUGUAUUCAGUGUUUUGUAUGUACUUAAAAAAAACUGGAAAGAAAAUUUCACAUUUAGCCUUGCUAGACUGCAGUGUAAGAUGAAGACGAUGUUGUAACGGUUCCACCUGACCAUUUGUGAGCUUCCUACUGAAGCAGUGACCAGCCCAGUGCUUGAAGUGUGAACAGAGAAAAGGCUAAAGUGCCCACCCAGCAGGGCCCCUGCCAGCUACGGACAUCGUAAGUCAGCCAGGUCUCUGGAAAUAACUUAUGGGCGGAGGGGCCUUUGUAUUUAGCUAGAACAGAGUAGGGGGCUUCUUAGCAGGUCACUUUCUUUAAUAGCUUUUUAAAAUACAGCCUUACAGCUAAUCGAGGAGUCUGAUUUCUCUUACUUGCUACAGCUCAGCAGUGACUAAUGAUGUGUGACUGUGCUGACGAGUAUGAUGAAUUUUUAACAACUAAGCGCUUAAAAUGGUUAUAGAAAUGAAGGAAAACAUGGAUAUUUAGAACCCUUUUAAUAUAAGUAUUGCAGUGAGAUGGUUUACAGCAGAUUUCAUUUUAUUUCUGAAAAUGUUGUAAACAUGUAAUUAGUGAAAGAUUUUGUAAAACAUUGUCCUAUAUUUGUGUGUCUGUAAAUAUAAUGCAUAAGUUCUAAGUAUAAAUAUGUCAAUAUCAUGUAUGUUAUUUUAAAUUGCCUGUAUGCCACCUUACACGUUGACAUUUAAAAUAAAAGCCAACACUUCAAUAGCGUGAAAUAAAGGCUGAUUUGAAAAUGUU